GUGAAGAAGGGCCCCAGGUUGGUGGUCAGCUGGAAAAUAACCGCUUACAUUGUGUGGUCAGUGAGAAGAAUGCUCCUUGUAUUGGUGAUCAGUGGGAAGAAUGUUCCUUGCAUUGGUGGUCAACAGGAAGAAGGCUCCUUACAUUGGUCAUCAAUAGGAAGAAUGCUCCUUACAUUGGUGAUCAGCGGGGAGAAUGCUCCUUACAUUGAUGCUCAGUGGGAAGAAGGCUCCUUACACUGGUGGUUAGUGAGAAGAAUGCUCUUUACAUUGGUGGUCAUUGGGAAGAAUGUCUCCUUCCAUUCGUGGUCCGUUGGAAGAAUGUCUCCUUACACUAAUGGUCAGUGCGAAGAAUGUCUCCUUAUAUUGGUGGUCACUAGGAAGAAGACUCCUUACAUUGGUGGUCAACAGGAAGAAGGCUCCUUACAUGGU
Staurois parvus is the source of this 429-nucleotide messenger RNA. The record is from the annotation of a GenBank genome assembly. NCBI's taxonomy places the organism in Eukaryota, Metazoa, Chordata, Amphibia, Anura, Ranidae.